This is a messenger RNA of Anopheles stephensi (Asian malaria mosquito), 3523 nucleotides long. RefSeq names its product mediator of RNA polymerase II transcription subunit 15 (gene MED15). Gene Ontology annotation, biological process: regulation of DNA-templated transcription. Gene Ontology annotation, molecular function: transcription coregulator activity. NCBI's taxonomy places the organism in Eukaryota, Metazoa, Arthropoda, Insecta, Diptera, Culicidae. The record is from RefSeq and is a predicted model, not a curated record. Bases 134 to 3277 code for a protein of 1047 amino acids. The transcript has 3 exons.
UUUGCAGUGCUGACGAUUGAGCACCCAGAAGAGCUGUGUGUUUUUAGCUCGCGUUGUAGCGUUAUCGAAAAGUGUGCAAUAAAAGUUGUGUUGCUUCAACGGUGAAGAAAACGGUUCGAUUCCGCAUACAAUAAUGGCCGAGGACAAUUCCUGGAAGACGAGCAACUUUCGACAGAGUGUCGUUAACAAAAUCAAUGAAGCCAUCCAGCAGACAGGCAUGACUUCAUCGAAAAAUGGCAUCGAGAUGGAAAAUCAUGUGUUUCAGAAAGCUCGCAAUAAGGAUGAGUAUCUGGGCUUUGUGGCCCGGUUGAUUCUGCACGUACGUGAGAUGAAUACCAAACAUAAAAAUCAACAAAAUGCUGCAGCUGCAGCGGCACAGCAGGCACAACAGGAAGGGGUUGGCAACAGCAAUCAGCAAGGCGGCGGCGGUGGGGGUGGUGGUGGAGGUGGCGGUAGUGGUAUGCCGGAUCCUAUCAAUGCUCUGCAGAACCUGGCAUCGCAGGGCACUCGGCCACAGAUGAUGGGACAGAUGGGUGUAGGGCCGGGCGGUCCCAUGGGCGGACAGAUGGGAGGAGCGGGGGGGAAUGCUUCCAAUCUGCUGCACUCGCUGCGCCCGCAGAUGCAGAUGGGUGGCAUGGGCGGCCCGAUGCAGGCCAACCGCGUCGGCAUGGGACCGGGCCCGGGCAAUCAGAUGGGCGGCAUGAUGGGACCGAACCAAAUGCAGGGACCUGGUGCAGGGAUGGUCGGUGGGAUGCCGGGCCAGAUGGGUGUAGGCAUUGGACCGGGUGGCAUGAGCGGUGGCAAAAUUGUGGGCAUGGGUGGGCAGCAGCAGCAGCAGCAGCAGAUGGCGCAGCUGAACGCAAUGCAGGUAAACCAAAUGCAGCAGGCGCAGCAGCAGCAACAGCAGCAACAACAGGGCGGUAUGUCACAGCCGCAACAGCAACAGCAGGGAGGGCUCGUGCAAGGGCAAGGUGGUCCGGUGCAGCAGAUGGGCGUGGGGCCUGGCGGCCCCAACCAGAUGAACCCGAUGGUGAUGGGCCAGAUACAGGCGCAACUGCAAAACCAAAACGCAAUGGGCGGACAGCAGAUGGGGACGGUCGGUGGUACAAUGAACGCCGCGAACCAGAUGGGCCCGAUGGUUGGAUCAAACGCUGGCAUGAAUCCGCAAGCGAUGGGAAUGGCCCCGAAUCAGGUGCUUCGGCAGCAGCAACAGCAGCAGCAGCAGGGUAUGGCACAAGUCCAGAUGGGCCUCGGACCUGGCCAAAUGGGACAACUGAAUGCUGGUGUGCAGGGUGGUGUUGGACAUGGUGGACCGGGACCUAACAUGGGUCAGGUACAGCAGCAAGUAGUCGUGCAGCAGCAGCAGCAGCAGCAGCAGCAACAACAGCAGCACCAACAGCUUCAGCAACACUUGCAACAGCAUCCACAGCAACACCAGCAGCUCCAGCAGCAACAUCAGCAGCAAAUGCAACAGCAACAGCAGCAUCAACCCCAACUACAGCAGCAACAAAUGCAACAGCACCAGCAGCACCAACAGAUGCAGCAGCAUCAGCAACAUCAACAGCAGCAGCAACUUGCACAGCAGCAUGCCCAGCAUCCGCAGCAACAUCCCCAGCAGCAGCAACUGCAACAGCUCCAACAACACGGCCAGCAUCCGCAGCAAAUGCAGCAACAACAUCAACAGCAGCAGCAGCAGCAGCAGCAGCAAGUGCUACUGAAUGCGAUGGGCCAGGGACCUGUUGGAACCAUUGGUGGGGGUCCGAUCGGAGGCCCGGGGGGACCCGGUGUCACAAUGCAACAGCAAGCUAUGCAGCAACAACAGCAUCAACAACAACAAUCCAGCGGAAUGGGUCCAGCUGGUCCCAACCAAAUGAACCCCGGUGUACCGAUGGGACCUGGCGGGGGAGGCGUAAUGGGUACCGGCCCCGCCCAGAUGCUCGGUGCCGGAGCGGGUGGUGCGGCUGGCCAGCAGGGCAACUUUGUUAGCAUGGGAGGCAAUACGAUGGUACGCAAACCGCCGGACAUGAUGCCGGGUGGCAACGUGUUCGCUAGCGGUGGUGUAGCCGUACGCAGCGUCACGCCAAAUAACUUCCUGCGUCAAUCGCCUUCGCCAUCGGUUCCGUCACCCGUCGGACCGGGUGCGCACGGGCCACAAUCCCACCCGGGGCAGAUGAUACCUUCCCCGGCCCUUAUCCCUUCACCCAACCCGCACAUGGGCGGUGUUGCGCAGCGUUCCAGCAUCGGCCAGUCGCCCGGUGGCUCCUUAAACACUCCCGGGCAGCCGGGUGGUGCCGUGCCGAGUCCGCUCAACCCUCAGGACGAGCAGCUCUACCGGGAGAAGUACCGUGCGCUGACAAAGUACAUCGAACCGUUGAAACGUAUGAUAGCCAAGAUGGAAAAUGAUGAUAUCGACAAGAUUGCGAAGAUGAAACGGCUGCUAGAGAUUUUGAGCAAUCCGAGCGUUCGCAUACCGCUCGAAACACUGCACAAAUGCGAGGCGGCACUAACGAGCCAGCUCGGUUCGAUACGCGAAACACCGACCAAUAACCCACUGGUGGAGGCCGUCUCGAGCAGCCUGCAGGGUGCAUCCGGCAAUCACACCCUUCAGCGCACCUUCCGUCCCUGUCUGGAUGCACUGUUUGGACCGGACAUAAAAAAUCUGCCGCCACCGGCGAAGCAGUCACGCCUAGCGCAAGACGAUUCCGCGACCGGAAAUGGAACAGGAACGGGGGCCGGCGGUACCGGUGGGGGAGCAGCGACCACCACCACCAGCACUACGACAGCGGCAAUUAGCACGAGCAGCAGCAGCAGCAGCAGCAGUAGCAGCAAUACUGCCGGCAGUGCUACCACUACCAACGCCACCGUCAGUAGCACAGCCCCGCAGGAGAUUCCACACAUCCUGCAGGGUGAAAUCGCUAGACUCGACCAAAAGUUUAAAGUGUCGCUCGAUCAGUGCGCUAUCAGUGGCACCCGUACGAUCCGGCUAAUCUGCUGGCUAGACGACAAGAACCUGCCGUGUGUGCCGCCGGUCGCGGUCACCAUCCCGGAAGACUAUCCGUUCACGGCACCGAGCUGUUCGCUGAUCGAGCAGGAGUACAACGCUACGCCGUUCUUGAUUCUGGUGCAAAAAUCGCUGAUGGCUCGCAUCUGCAAGUUACCGGGCCUGUUCACACUAUCGCAUCUGCUCGAUACGUGGGAAAUGUCGGUCCGGCAGGCAUGCUCGCCGAACCCGACGAUUGUAGCACCCACCGGCACCAGUGUGCUGCUGGGCAUGUAAAUAUGCAUUUUGGUUGAAUUUUAUUUUAAAUUUUUCGCAUCAAGAGAGUAUAUUUUAUUACAUUCAAACAAGCUCAUCGUGCUCUUUGUAGACGAAAGUUACGAAGUGCUUUCGGCGAAGUAAGCACUACAGAAGCUACGGCACACUGCUUCUAUGCUGUGAGCGGUUUGAUACGGUUGUAUCUUUGUACUAAUAUCAUUAUAAACAAUAAUAUAUGUUUCCAACAAUUAUUUGCAGUGAAUCAUA